Guillardia theta CCMP2712 is the source of this 777-nucleotide messenger RNA. RefSeq lists its product as hypothetical. Lineage: Eukaryota; Cryptophyceae; Pyrenomonadales; Geminigeraceae. The transcript has 6 exons. The record is from RefSeq and is a predicted model, not a curated record. The coding region runs from base 1 to 777 and encodes 258 amino acids.
AUGAAUACCAGGCCCACCAAGCUGGAGCAGUCGCCCUUCAUACCGGGCAUCAUCAUCGGGGCUGUUUUCUUUCACGCGAGCAGGGAGCCAUCAGAGCUGAUGGGAGAGCAGAACGAGCUCUGGAAUAUCGAGAAGACAAGAAGGGCGUCGAGGAAUCAGAUGCUGGACAUUCACGCUCGCCCAAGAGUAUCUACCUUGAACCCGAUCUCGGAGUCGACCAAGUGGCAGAGCUCAACGGUUCAGGGCCUCUGGCAGCAGCAGAGCAGUAGGUCGAAGCGAGAAAAGGAGGUGUUGAACGCUCUCAGCAACAUCAGGCACAGACUUGACACGAGUUACGCCUCCAACUCGGCUCCGGCACAAGCAAAGCUGCAGAGAUUGAGCAUGAGUGGUACGGGCACUGCUGCUCAAGCUGGAGCAGGGGGCAGUUCCUCGCCGUCUCUCCCCAAGGCCCUUUUCAGCAUCCACAGCGAAGUAGCUCAUAGGGGGCAGGACGUAGGGUUUCAGAAGGCAGUGAUGAAGAUGAUGAAGUGGAACUCGAAGCACAUGAAACUUCUGUUGAAGAUCUUGCAUGACAACAAGGAGAAGAUCAAGGAGCAGAAGGAGGAGCUGAGCGAGCUGAAGCGCAUGGUUGAAGACUCCAAGGAGAAGAUGGACACAAUUCGCCGAACCUCCCAAGAAGAUCUCCUCAACAAGCUCGAGACGAAGGAAGACACGGAGGGCCCUGUGGGUCCGAAGGGUCCUCGAGGACCUCCAGGGGUGGAUGGAAUGCCUGGAUAG